Messenger RNA from Guillardia theta CCMP2712, 417 nucleotides. RefSeq lists its product as hypothetical. The record is from RefSeq and is a predicted model, not a curated record. The transcript has 8 exons. Lineage: Eukaryota; Cryptophyceae; Pyrenomonadales; Geminigeraceae. Bases 35 to 403 code for a protein of 122 amino acids.
CAGGACGCACGCUCGACACUUGUCAACUCAGAGGAUGUGCGAUGCAUCGGCGGAGCAGCGAGUGAGUGUUACCGGAUCAGUGUACGAGGGGCCUCCGGAGUCUCCCAGGGUCACCUUGUUCACCAAGGCUGACUGCACUCUCUGCGAUAAGGUGAAGGUUGUGCUGAAGGACUGCAAGGAGAGUCAUCCCCACAGUCUGUCGCAGAUUGACAUCACGGAUCCGGAGCAUGAAGACUGGUGGAAGCGUUACAAGUACGACAUCCCUGUACUUCACCUCAACGGACUCUACUGGACGAAGCACAAGUUGGACAUGGCGGCAGCGGGGGAGGCGUUGGAAGCAGCAAGAAACGGAUCUUUCAAGCAGCAACGAGGCGAGCCUGACGCUUCUCGUUUGGAACAUUAAAAAUGUGACAAGGC